AAAUAUGGUUCAAUGUUAAAGAAAGCGAUGUCCUGAUUAGAAUCUCGAUUCUUGUAAUUAUUACAAUGGUGUUGAUAAAAGUAGUGAAAUUAAAACUUUAGAUGUCAAUUUCUAAUAAAUGCUUUUUGAAAUUAAAUUAAAGUUUGUCCACUACAUGCAGUUACCUGAGCAAUUAAUUAUUCAAUAGAGAUUUAUCUCCAGCCAAAAUGUCGGGAGGUGCGACUGGGCCGCUGCUCUACGCCGUCUGUGCGGCUGUACUCGGCAUGCUACAAUUUGGCUUUAACUCCGGUGUCAUCAAUGCCCCACGUGCCUUUAUAGAGAAAUUCAUCAAUGAAAAUUAUGAUGUCAACUCUGAUACCAUAUUCAGUGUAAUUGUUAGUAUAUUCGCCGUCGGAGGUAUGAUUGGAUGCCCAUUAGCAAGCUGGGUUGCUGAUAAACGUGGCAGGAAGUUUGCUUUACUCAUCAACGCGGCGUUUGGUGUAGUAGGAGCGCUCCUAAUGGGAUUAAGUAAGACGUCCACGUCGCUGGCAAUGCUUAUCAUAGGCAGAUUUUUUAUUGGUAUAAAUUGUGGAUUUGCUACAACGGCUUCACCGACGUAUGUAUCAGAAAUGGCUCCAGUACGUUUACGUGGGGCUUUUGGUACUGUUAACCAGUUGGCCGUCGCGUUUGGCAUGGUUGUAGGACAAAUUCUUGGUAUCGAUGUUAUUUUAGGCAGCGAUGAAGGUUGGCCGUGGCUUCUUGGACUGGCUACCGUACCUUCGGCUAUGCAGUUUAUUAUGUUACCGUUUGCACCAGAAACCCCGCGAUAUCUAUUGCUAUCUCAACGAGAUGAGGAACAAGCAAGGAGUGUUCUUGCCAAGAUUAGAGGAACCGAUGAAAUUGACGAUGAAAUAAAAGAUAUGAAUGACGAAGAUCAUGCGAUGAAACAGGAGCAAAAGUUUACAAUUGGUGAUUUGUUGCGUAUUGAGUCUUUGAGGACGCCUUUAAUCAUUGGUAUUGUGAUGCACUUAUCGCAACAGUUAGGUGGAAUCAAUGCCGUUUUGUAUUUCUCAACAACGAUAUUUAUUAAAACUGGCUUGACUGAAGGCGAUGCCCGUUUGGCAUCUAUUGGGGUUGGUAGCAUGCUGUUUGUCAUGGCUUUGGUUUCAAUACCCUUAAUGGAUCGUCUGGGAAGAAGAAGUUUGCAGUUGGCUGGUCUGGGCGGUAUGGCAGUCUUCUCUGUGCUUAUGACUAUAGCAUUCUUUACAUACGAAAACAACAGAACAAUGAGUAUUUUUGCUGUGAUAUUUACCCUUAUGUACGUCGCGUUCUUUGGUGUUGGUCCUAGUUCCAUUCCUUGGAUGAUACUGUCAGAAUUGUUUGGUCAGGGUGCUCGAAGUGCUGCGGUUAGUGUAGGGGCUCUAGUUAAUUGGUUAGCAAACUUCAUAGUCGGUUUGACAUUCCUUUCCUUGUCUAACCUACUAGGCAAUUAUGUAUUUGUACCGUUUACUGUGCUGUUGAUAUUGUUCUACGUGUUUACAUACUUCAAAUUACCUGAGACGAAGAACCGAACAAUAGAGGAAGUGACAGCGUUGUUUAAGAAAUAGUCUCGGUAGGAUUUUGAAGCGGCCUUAAGACCACUUCUAAAGCACAAAACAGCUGCCAGAAAAUGAUUAGUGAAAUCAAAACGCCCUCGAAGUGGCCAUUCAGGCUGAACGACUUGCAUCACAUUCCAUUAGUGUUAAGCUCGCAAUAAGUUAAAGAACUAAUUGUGAUAGUUACUGUAUUAUUCUAUAUUGGAAACAUUUUUAAUACCCAGUUUCUUGUAGUCGUUGGACUUGUAGGAAGACUGAACUUUACUUAUCUUUAUAUUUAUUGAAGUACUUAUUCGGAUACUGGAAAUGUCUAUUGGGCUACGCACGUAAUGUUGUUUUUCGCUUAGAACCUUGGUGUUCACGCACUAUUCACAUUAUAAAUUCAACAAAAUUGCUAAUCCAGUCACGAUUAUGUAUUAUUGUUAUUAUUUAUAUCAGUGAGUCAUGUAUUGAGACAAUUGUAUAUUCAUCGAUAUACGUUUGCAAAAUUGUAAAAAAUACCAUUGUGAUAUAGAAUUUAUAUUUACCCGUAAGUCCAUACGUAAAAACGUCUUAAUUAUCCCAAGUGUGGAGUUAGGUUCUAAGCGCCAGCAAGCCAUUACCUCCUGUAGCGUGAAGGUAUAUUUCGUUCAAUCUUGCCGGAAUUUGUUUGGGUGUAGAGGACCAAUGUUUUGAUUGUUAUUAUUUAAGAGCACAAUUUUUGAUUUUUUACACUUUGUAUAGAUUUUUAUUAUGUUACAAUCACAGUGCCUUAGCUUAGUUUGUUGAUUUCAUAUUAAAUUUAAAACUGCUGUUAAGUUUAAGCAUUUUAUAUAGAAAUACUCCAAAGCCGGGAUUUUUAUUUAUGUAUUUCUGUAUUUGGAGUACUCGAACCUAGGCUCGAAUUUUGAGUUAUAUCCGAGCUCGUUUACCGCAUAAUUUAGAAUGUAUUUUGGGGUUCCGUUUAACAUAAAUGAAACUGAUCAACUAAAUAUAUUUUCUUUUAUACAAAUAUACUUUAUACAAUUA
This is a messenger RNA of Pieris rapae (cabbage white), 2582 nucleotides long. Its product is annotated as glucose transporter type 1. The transcript is spliced from 2 exons. Gene Ontology annotation, molecular function: hexose transmembrane transporter activity. The record is from RefSeq and is a predicted model, not a curated record. Gene Ontology annotation, cellular component: membrane. Lineage: Eukaryota; Metazoa; Arthropoda; Insecta; Lepidoptera; Pieridae. Gene Ontology annotation, biological process: monosaccharide transmembrane transport. The coding region runs from base 207 to 1586 and encodes 459 amino acids.